AUGAAGGUAUUGGCAGUGACUGUGUUGGCCCUAGCAGUGGCCGCCUCAGCGAGGCACAUCACACUUGAAGAUGUCAUCGAAUUAGAAAAGAACACUCCGUACGGUUACAUCCAGAGGAUCGCCAUACCAUAUGCUGAUAAAGUUCGAAUAGCUGAGGCGGAAGGCAGCCAGAAUCCAUCUAGAAUCGUUGGUGGUUCAUUAGCUGUUCUUGGACAGUUCCCAUACCAGGCCGGCUUACUAUUGAAUUACCCUACUAGAACUGGUCUCGCUAGUGCAUCUCUAAUCUCCAACAACAGAAUCCUAACUGCUGCACACAACUUGAAUGAUGGUGUAUCGAGUGUCUCGAGUGUGACUGUUGUCCUUGGAUCUACAACUCUAAUGUCUGGUGGUGUUAGACAAACUUCCAGCAACUACGUUUUACACGAAAAUUAUGACAUUUCCAUAGUAAGAAGUGACAUUGCUAUAAUCAACUUGCCAUCUUCUGUCCAAUUCUCAAAUAUCGUGGCUCCCAUCGCCUUGCCUUCUGGAUCUCUGCUCCAAGAAGAUUUUGUUGGUGAAGUUGCAAUUGCUUCUGGUUUUGGAAUGAAUCCUGCAAUUGGUGGUGUGAUUGCAAACCAGCCGUUUAGCUAUGUGGACUUGCCUAUAAUUACGAACAAUGAAUGCGCCGCAUCUUAUGGAUCAGUAAUUCAGCCUGGAAUUAUCUGCACGGGUAGUGUUGUUGGCAAGAACAUUUGCAGUGGGGACUCUGGCGGUCCUCUUGCUUUACAGAGAAGCGGCAACCCAUUGUUGAUUGGUGUUGUUUCGUUCGGCCGUGGUGGAUGCGAUGGUGGUUCUCCUUCUGGAUACGCUAGGGUUACACACUACAUCAACUGGAUUAAUGCGCGUCUGUAA
This is a messenger RNA of Spodoptera littoralis (African cotton leafworm), 891 nucleotides long. The record is from the annotation of a GenBank genome assembly. NCBI's taxonomy places the organism in Eukaryota, Metazoa, Arthropoda, Insecta, Lepidoptera, Noctuidae.